Pteropus alecto (black flying fox) is the source of this 556-nucleotide messenger RNA. RefSeq names its product spermatogenesis-associated protein 31D3-like. The transcript has a single exon. The record is from RefSeq and is a predicted model, not a curated record. NCBI's taxonomy places the organism in Eukaryota, Metazoa, Chordata, Mammalia, Chiroptera, Pteropodidae. The annotation marks the transcript as partial.
UUAUCCAAUUACGUCCCAACAGUCACAGGCAUUGACCAUUCUAGCCCGACAAAUUCAGACUUUUACUGGUGGCAAGCUUGUGCCGAAGACUCGUUCCCUUCCACCUCGGCACAAUAUGAUUUUGACCAAGAGUCCCACCAUUCUUUAGAGGCCUCUUUCCAGGCAGACGCUGCAGCCCAAUGUGUAGAGUGUGGUCACCUUUUCGCUCUCAGGCCUGACGUCCAAACACUCCUGGAGAGACAAGUCCAAAAGAAAAUAUAUUUAAUGAUGUGGAAGGAAAAGGAAAAGAAAAGAGGCUCUUUACCAAAACAAGUUAGUUCAGACAGCCACCUAAGUUCCUCAGGAAAACUGUUAGAUUCAACUGCUGAUAAGCAUGACUCAGAAGCUGCCCCUCGUUACUGGAGCAGCAAAGGCAAACCAAUGGAACCGCAUGGCCAGCAGCAGGCUUCAUAUCCGCAGACCAGGGAGGACCAUUUAGAGCAAAAUCAUAUCCAGCUUUUCUGGGGGCUCCCAACUUUGCAUAGCGAGUUCUUGUCCCCUGCUGACCAUGUGUUGG